Molecule: messenger RNA, 1489 nt
Organism: Cylicocyclus nassatus
Lineage: Eukaryota; Metazoa; Nematoda; Chromadorea; Rhabditida; Strongylidae
Source: the annotation of a GenBank genome assembly
GGUGUGUGGGUUGCCUGGUGCAUUCGUGCGUUAAUUGCCAUGGUAUGCGUUGCGAAGAGGCGGGUCUGACCUUAGCGCCACUGAGACCCAACAAAGGCUCUUCGCCAACGCACACCAUCUGUCCUUCUCAUUUUAUAUUUAAAACCCGGUUCGCCUCUCGUUUGCAGCAAGCAAAGCUAAGCUUUUGGCAAACAUUAAGCAGAGCGGUCAUGAAGCCGUCACGAAAUUUUUUACCGCAAGAUAUCCCUGUUAUGCUUCAUCGCAGUCCGUCCGGUGCUAAGCGAAAGAUUCGUCAACGAAGAGAAGAACAAGGAUCUCGCCCGUCGCCUUUCCUCGCAGCCUCUUCACCCAGUCCCUCUACGCCAACUUCGGCUCCUGAUGAAAGUAACUACCGGUCGCUAAUCGAAUCCGGUGCUUACCAAUCCAUAUUGCCGGAGUUCGACUCUUCAUUUGUUCCAGUACCACAGCCGAGGCUAAAUUCAACAUUCUCGACGUCGAUGAGUUCGUUAGAUAUCACCAACACUUCUAUAUCAAGCAGUUCAACUCCACCGCCUCCUCCGCAUUCCAAACCUACCGUUGAGGUACAUCCAAUGCCCAGUGAAGAACGGGUUGUCCAUGAUAUAGAAAUUAAAAAGGAGAAACCAGCAGUGCCAGCAAAGCCGAAGAAUCUGAAAAUUGAUCACUUAAAUAGAUCAACAAGCAUGGGUUCGUUGGCCUCCCCAGUAUCUCACACCACUUCAACUUUCUUGAAUAAUUUGAUUGGUUCCCCAUCACUAAUCAGUCUACAGCAAGGGUACAACUCCUCUGAUAUAGCAGAGCUAGAAUCUCGAGAAUUGAGGAAAAUGGAUGAGAAGAGAAUAGAGUCGAUUGGUUCUGUGAAUCGGCGACUAUGUGGCUAUGAGGAUGAGAGGAGUGCCAUAGGAGAUGAUAUGGCUACGAACGAACGAAAUGGAGAGUAUCUUCUCAGUAUUAUUGAGAAACACGAUCCAUCUUUAGCCAACAAGGUCCGGCGACAUCUUGAGCAUUUCAAAGAACUCGUACGUUUCGAAAUGAAGUUGCGUUGCCUUAUGACUAAAGUGGUUGAACAUAUCCGCAAUGGAGGAGAUCAGACGGAGGCGCUAUUAGAGGAGGCACGACUCCGGCGACGGCUCGCUGACGUGAACUUCCUUCGACUAACCUACACUCGUCGAGAACGGGAUUUAGAGUGUGCCAUGUCUCGAAUUUUCGAGGAGGAAGAGAGCAGACAAUGGCAUUUCUACAAAGACACCAUGGUUCAGUUGAUUCAAAGCGAGGAGCAGGUGCGAGAUAGUAUCGUGGACUCGAAGCGACAUCUCAGAUCACUGCAUUAUUCGCGGCCGAAUGUGUGAAAUAUCCCUCACCAGAAUGUGACUGUAUAGUUUGAGAGAUUUGUACAUUUCGACCAUAUGGGUGUUAGAUAGAAAUGACCAAUGUCAAAUAACGUUCCCUUUCACUUCACUUCUUACCAUUG